UGGACGAGGAAGACCUGCAGAAAUCUAACUUAUUCACUAUUUAUAUUAACUUAUCGUCCUCUUUGGAAAAUGCUGAGCUGUGGAAACGUGUUCAGGAGUGCGCUGGUCGCCAUCGUCCUGUUUGCUUUGCUCGACUGUGGAGCUCAAUCUAUUCCUCAGAAGAUAACGCCCUGCUGUAAGAAAGUCUCCACGCAGCCCGUCACUGAGCCCAUCACAGGAUUCACUGUCCAGAAAACAGCGCCACCAUGUGUCACCGCUGUCAUCUUCUUCACCAACUCUGGUUUCUACUGCUCUCUGCUCAGAGCGCCCUGGGUCAGAAAGAAGAUUUCUGAAUUCAUGGAAGCCAAAGCUCGGUCCACUCCUCCUCCAAAGGUCUCCCUCCUCUCCAUCAUCACAUCGUCCUCCCCCACGUCAGCUCGGCCUUCAUCCUCCUCCACUCUUCCCUCUUCCUCCUCCACUCUUCCCUCCACCUCCUCCACUCUUCCCUCUUCCUCCUCCACUCUUCCCUCCACCUCCACCUCCACUCUUCCACCUCCUCCACCUCCCUCCUCCUCCCCUCUCCCCUCC
Messenger RNA from Solea senegalensis (Senegalese sole), 567 nucleotides. Its product is annotated as putative protein TPRXL. The annotation marks the transcript as partial. Gene Ontology annotation, biological process: immune response. NCBI's taxonomy places the organism in Eukaryota, Metazoa, Chordata, Actinopteri, Pleuronectiformes, Soleidae. The transcript has 5 exons. The record is from RefSeq and is a predicted model, not a curated record. Gene Ontology annotation, cellular component: extracellular region. Gene Ontology annotation, molecular function: chemokine activity.